AAGAACAUAAAAGAUUAUAAGACAGCCCCACACCACCAUGGCAUACCCUUUAUGAGCACUCACGCAAAGAUAAACAAAAGGUAACAAUCAUAGCAACCAAAAGCUUCAUUAAUAAAGCCUCCUUCUCCUUCCUCCAUAUCCCACUCUCACAACAACACCUCUUGUAAGUUGUAUUAUCAUUCAGAAAGAAACCAACCACAAAGCACCUUCAGCUUUCGCACUUGGCAAUGAGAGUUCCCGUUUCAUCACCCCCACACGCCAUCCCAAAACCCACCACCACCACAAUCACAGGCCCCUACAAUUACGAGCCCACUUCAGUCCUCGACCUCUGCCGGAGCCCAAGCCCAGGCAGCGUCCCUCAAAAGCCCACCCAAGACUGUCCGGAGCUCGACGACCAUGCUCUACAUAAUCUCGACUGGGACUCCAUCAUGAACGACCUCGGCUUCCACGACGACACCACCACCGCCACCACCGCACACAUUUUCCCCCCUGUCACCGACUUCACACCCUUCGAUCAAGCCGCAGAACUCACCGUCACCGGCGACAUGUACGGUUACAACUUCAACUACCCCACCCUCGACAACCACCACAGCAACAACAACAACACCAACGUCUUAGAUUCCAUCAUCGAAGAUCUCAUCCGCGCCGCUGAUUGCUUCGACACCAACCAACUCCAACCGGCGCAGAUGAUAUUAGAGCGGCUCAAUCACCGCCUACGAUCUCCCACCGGAAAGCCACUCCAGCGAGCGGCGUUUCACUUCAAAGACGCGCUCCAGUCUCUCCUCUCCGGUUCGAAUCCGCCACGGGUUUCUUCCAUGGUGGAAAUCGUGCACGGAAUGAGAACCUUCAAGGCGUUCUCCGGAAUCUCACCGAUCCCGAUGUUCUCCAUCUUCACCACCAAUCAAGCCCUCCUCGAAUCGCUGAUUCACUCCUCCUCCUGCUUCCUUCACAUCAUCGACUUCGAAAUUGGACUCGGGAUUCAAUACGCUUCUCUCAUGAAGGAGAUUGCAGAGAAGGUUGAGACCGGUAAAAUUGGUUCACCGGUUCUACGAAUAACCGCCGUCGUUCCUGAAGAGUACGCCGUCGAGAGCACUCUGGUUCGUGAGAAUCUUGUUCAGUUCGCUCAAGAGCUCAGGAUCCGUGUCCAGGUUGAGUUCGUAUCGCUGCGGACGUUCGAGACGGUGUCCUUCAAGGCGGUGAAGUUCGUCGACGGGGAGAGGACCGCCGUGCUUCUGUCUCCGGCGAUAUUUCGUCGGCUCGGGUCUGCAGCUGCUUUUAUGGCGGACGUGCGGAGCGUCUCGCCGUGCGUGGUGGUUUUUGUGGACGAGGAGGGGUGGGCGGAGGCGGCGGCUGAGGCGAGUUUCCGGCGCGGCGUGGUGAGCAGUCUGGAGUUUUACUCGAUGAUGCUGGAGUCGUUGGAUGCGUCGGUGGUUAGUGGAGGAGGCGGUGAAUGGGUGAAGAGGAUUGAGAUGCUGCUUCUGCGACCGAAGAUGAUGGCGGCGGUGGAUAGCGCGGGAAGGCGGAUGCCGCCGUGGAGGGAGGCGUUUUACGGUGCUGGGAUGAGGCCGGUUCAGUUAAGCCAGUUCGCGGAUUUUCAAGCGGAGUGUUUGUUGGCCAAGUCACAAAUAAGGGGAUUCCACGUGGCUAAACGCCAGGCUGAGCUGGUGCUUUUCUGGCAUGAGCGGGCCAUGGUUGCCACGUCAGCUUGGCGUUGUUAAGAAUAGGCCCAUCUAAAGAUUUAAUCGGGAUUAGAGUAUACUGUAAACUAAGGUUAAUAGGUAUAUCAGCUUUCAACUUGCAAGUACAAUGCAAUAUUUUAAAAUUAUCAUUAGUGUGAUGCAAAAUCUAAUUUAGGCAUCUUGCAAAUGGUAAAAAGGGAAGGGGAGAAUGUAAUCUAAUCUAAUCUUAGUACUAUCUAAUAUCUUGAACUAGAGUCUUUGUUGGAAAUACUUGUUAUCAUAGUGAACUUUGUUGGAAUACUAGUCCUCCAUUGAUACUUAUUUUGUGAUGAUUAUUUUAUCAUCACAAAAGUGAAUGUUGAUGAUUGUCUCUCUUCAUUUAGUUUA
Molecule: messenger RNA, 2066 nt
Organism: Lotus japonicus
Lineage: Eukaryota; Viridiplantae; Streptophyta; Magnoliopsida; Fabales; Fabaceae
Product: scarecrow-like protein 15
Exons: 1
Coding region: 228-1718 (496 amino acids)
Biological process (GO): regulation of DNA-templated transcription
Cellular component (GO): nucleus
Molecular function (GO): DNA-binding transcription factor activity; sequence-specific DNA binding
Source: RefSeq, a predicted model, not a curated record